Messenger RNA from Phoenix dactylifera (date palm), 2426 nucleotides. It is a transcript of the gene EXL7, whose product is annotated as EXORDIUM like 7. The record is from RefSeq and is a predicted model, not a curated record. Lineage: Eukaryota; Viridiplantae; Streptophyta; Magnoliopsida; Arecales; Arecaceae.
CUCUUCCCCAUGCUAUUUAGAAGAAAGCAAGCACGGGGAUAGCGUUUGGGAGGCUUUUUCAGACCAAUGCUUCAUGCGCUGUCCCAUCCAUGCAGUUGGUGGGCUGAAUCAUUUCUUGCGAUUGUUUUCUUCUUAGUUUCCCACGUCUUGUUCAGGCCUUUGCUGCACGACUGACUCUUCUCUGCUUUAUCAUUCUUUUUAGUGCUUUUACUUUAAUAGGGCUCAGUCGCUAUUUAUACAGUUCCAGUAAUUUAAAUUAAUCUGAAAUGUAUGUGUAUAACAGUUCCACUGGUGGUUACAUGUCAUGUUGAUCAGUCUACAAUCAUAAAGUGUCAUUCUUUUUGUUGUUGCUUCAAUCUUGACAGAGUUCAUACAGUUCACAAAAGAUCGAGACACUAGAGACUUACAGUCUUCACUCUGCCUCAUUGGAUUUGUAAGGUCAGUUCUCAUCUAAACCAGAUGCCUGCUUUCUUGAUGUGUAAUGAUAUAAUAUUGAGCUCAGCUUCUGGGUGAGUUUUUCAUGAAACUAACCAGACGAAUCAGCUUCUACGGGCUUAACAUGAGUAGAAAAAUGGGCAGUAGUUAAAUGCACAUGAUGGUCUUCUGUAUCCCAUUGCUAGAUUAAUGUACAAGAUGAAGAGGCUUUAUUCUUGCACAUGGUAUGUUGAGACCUUGCAUCACUGCGCGAUUUCAUGAAAGUAUUGAUAACAAUCGCCUUUCGAGUCAAACUUCUCCUGAAGUCAUGGAUCACAAAAGAACAUUGCAGGAAAAAGAGAAUCUUAAUGAAGAACGAUCACAUGCUGGGAUUGCUGUGUCAUUCACUCACUCUUACCUUUAUUCUACCACCUCUCUGGCCCUUUGGAAACUAAGAAGAAUUAAAAGACGUGUAAGGUCAGGUAGCCUUCCAGACGCAGACAUGGCACUUUGGUUUUGGUACGCCAGUCUUGUGAUUCCAAUCCUUCACUAGACUACCGCUACUUUAAUGGUGGCACCACAUCCACGGGCAUGGUUCUUAGUUCCUCUAGAUAAAGAAGCACUAUAUAAAAAGCUAGUGGGGCAUGGUUAUCAUUUAAUAUUAGACAAAAUAAUUAGAGUUGUCAUGAUUUCAAAAUAGAGCCAAAGUCUUGAUACAUAGCUCUAAAAGGACUCUUAUAUGCAAGAGAGAUCGAUUGCCAUCUCCUUGAAGGGAGCAACAGCACAAAGAAAAGAUGAACAAGUUGUGCUGUCUCUUCCUCUCCUCACUGUCUUUCUUCUCCACCAUGGUCUUCUCUUGGCAGCAUCGGAAGCCCUACCAACCUGGCUACUUAGAAGGCCCCUCGCAGCUGGUGAACCUGGCGUACCACAUGGGCCCCGUUCUCUCCACCCCCACCAACCUCUACACCAUUUGGUAUGGGCGCUGGAAUCCAACACAAGAGGCCAUCAUCAAAGAUUUCCUCCUCUCCCUCUCCUCCCCUUCUCCUUCGCCUUCCGUCAGCGACUGGUGGCGCACCGUCCGCCUCUACACCGACCAAACCGGAUCCAACAUAACCGGGACCUUCGUGCUUGCCGGGGAGCACCGCGACGCCGAUUACUCGCAUGGCACGACGCUCUCCCGGCUGGCUAUCCAAUCCGUCAUCAAGUCUGCGGUCGCUGCAUAUCCUCAGCCAUUGCCACUGGACGCCUACAAUGGUCUGUACUUAGUGCUGACGUCGCCGGACGUUGAAGUGGAGGACUUUUGCAGGGAGGUGUGUGGCUUCCACUACUUCACCUUUCCGGCGAUCGUCGGAGUGACUGUCCCGUAUGCAUGGGUUGGUCACAGUGGGUCGCAGUGCCCGGGAAUGUGUGCAUACCCUUUUGCAUCGCCGGGUUACCUCGGAGGAGCGGCGAGCAACGCCAGCGGUCGCAGCAUGGAAGUGUUCGCAGCACCGAACGGCGACGUCGGGGCCGACGGCAUGGUGAGUGUGAUUGGGCACGAGCUGGCGGAGAUGUCAAGCAACCCGCUGAUCAAUGCAUGGUUCGCCGGCGGCGAUCCGACCGCCCCGACGGAGAUCGCCGACCUGUGCAUUGGAGUUUAUGGGACAGGAGGGGGUGGGGGGUAUGUGGGGAGUGUGUAUAAGAGUUCAGAGGGGGAGGCCUACAAUCUGAAUGGUGUGAAGGGGAGGAGGUUUUUGGUGCAGUGGAUUUGGAAUCCCGUCAGGAAUACUUGCUUUGGGCCUAAUGCAGUCAAUUGAGGAGUGUAUUUUGGGUAAUUUCAUAUCUUGAUCCUUCUUCAGAAAGACAGCUAAAUACUCCGUUCUCGUUUUUAUUACUUUUUCCAUAGUAUUAAUUUGAGAGAACUUUGUAUAUUUUGGUUUGGGUCUUUCAGUACUUUGAGCAACUUCUGGGAUGUAUUUACGAUGAAUCAUUAAAAGUAUAUAUAUCAAGAUGUUAUAUGGUGUUUGCUUCCA